CACCACAGUUGGUAUAGGGCUAUAGCAAGAGGAAAUAGCUGUCCUCAGCGUUUGCUGCAGUAUGAGAAGCACCUGACAGCGAGCAGCCGGGAGGGGGCGGAACUUACAGUGCACACAGAGAAGUGGACGUGCUGUUCCGUCCUGGAUCCCAAGCUUGAUUUGUAGUUAACCGGACCGCUCUGCACUGUAGUGGGGUGAAGGGUGAACUAACUGGCAGAGGAACACACUGCUGAUGUCAGCAGAGAAGAUGGCGACAACAGCUAGUGCAAAUGGAGCAGGGCCUGUAUCUGAAGGAAAAGACACCCUCAGUCCUGAGGAUCUGUCUGAGCUGCUGGCACUAGGGACCAAAGAAGUUCACGAGAAGGCCGAAAACACCCAGUUUGUUAAAGACUUCCUAAGAGGUCGCAUCAGAAAAGAGCUUUUCAAGCUUGGUGCUGUUGCACUCUACUACACCUAUACCGCCAUGGAGGAGGAGAUUGAAAGGAACAAGGACCACCCCCACUUUGCCCCUCUAUAUUUCCCUACAGAGCUGCAUCGCCACGAGGCCCUGGCCCGUGACCUUGAGUACUUUUACGGGCCUGACUGGGAGAGCAAGGUCAGCUGCUCCAAGGCCGCCCAGCGCUAUGUAGACCGUAUUCAUCAAGUAGGGCAGGACGACCCAGUGCUGCUGGUAUCCCACGCUUACACCCGCUAUAUGGGGGACCUGUCAGGGGGCCAGGUGCUGAAGAAGGUGGCGCAGAGAGCCAUGAAGCUGCCGCCGACAGGGGAGGGCCUAGAAUUCUACCAGUUUGAUGGCAUCCAUAGUGCCAAAGAAUUCAAGCAGCUGUACCGUAGUCGGAUGAACGAGCUGGUGCUGGACGGGGAUACAAAGAAGAGGCUGGUGGACGAGGCUGUCAAGGCCUUCCAGUUCAACAUGGAGGUGUUCGAUGAGUUGGAGGAGAUCGGUAAAACCAUCCAGGAGGAUGUUCUAGACGCUGGCGUGCCCGUCCAUGGAGCAAUGGGUGGAGACAUCAGCAAAUGUCCCUACUAUUCUGCCAAGAUGGCGGCGUCGGGCGGAACAGAAUACGCUUGUCAGCUCGCCAUGGCCGUGCUCCGACACCCGACAGGACAGGUCCUGUGCGCUGCUUUUGCUGCUGCUCUGGCGGGAUUGGCUGCCUGGUAUCUGAUGUGAGGCAGCCGUCACCCUGUCACUGUGCUGCUGGGAGAGAGCCAUGAGAAAAUAGGGAGGACAGUCAGGGGAAUAAAAAAACUCCCUCAGGUUGUAGAAUAUUUCCUAGUUUCUUACAAACAUUCUGAACGGGUCCAGUCUUAUUUAAUGUUACUUACAGGAAUGAAACUUGAAUCUGUUCCUGUUCAAUGGAAUUCUGAUUUAAUGAUCUGUAGGACCAUAAUAUGUCAUCUCCAUCCAUCAAUCCAUCCAGCUACAACUUGUUAAAACGUAUCCUCCAUUCUUUUAAAUUUGCUACCUCCUCUGCACUGUCCCUCCAACCUUUGACCUUCCAGUGUGUUUUGUCGUGAAUCCUCUGAAGCUGCUUUCUCGUUUUGUCAUGGAUGCUCACUAGUUUUGAUUUGCUCCCAAUUUUAAAUGAAACUGCCAGAUGUAAAAACAUAUAUAUAUUUUAGAUGCUGCCCAUGUCAAAUUGGCUCUAGUGAUAAACAAGUUAUUGAUGAUGAAUAGAAAUUCAAAAGUGUCUCAUAGAGGACGUAGAGGAAACGUGUAACAACAUACUAUGCAUAUGUUGAAUAUGAACGAGUGUAACGGCUCUGUGUGGUUUUGCUGGGCAGACUGCUGUGGUGGUUUUGAAUGAGGUCUUUGUUGGUGCAAUAAAAUAUCUCAGAUUUUACUUCCUGAUGUUGACUGAAGUUCCAAAGAUGAUGUGAAACGCAGUGCAUUGCACCGUUGUUCUUCUUUCUUUUUUAAAUUCAUUUCAUUAUACAAACAUGGCCUCCAAUGUACCGUGAGGCAGGUGGUUGGACUCAAAAGCUUUUUUAUUCUUAAAAAAUAGCACAACUUUGACAAGCUUCUGAUUGGAUACUAGUUAAUACAGCAGAAAAGGGAGUCUCUACUAAUGCAUGUGCAAAUGGACAUCUUAUAGUUCUGAACAAAAACUGCCUGAUGUUGGUUUUAAUGCAUAGCUCAACAAGAUGAAGUUUUAAUUGAUGAUUCAGUUUGACCUGACACAGAAGCUUAUAUCAUAGGAAAGGUAAGUGAACAUGAAAACUACCUGAGGUUUAUUAUGAGCUACUUUAGGUUUAUAUGUAGAUCCUUCAGCUGCUCACCUCUUGUUUAUGCAUCCAUUUGUUAUGGAUACACCAGUAUGCAUCAUCACUGAGAUCAUAUUUUGUUCGUACUGUAUGUUUGGAACACCACGUAAUGCUAAUUGCAACAUGGAUGAGGAGGAAUAUAUUGUGCUUUGUGAACUGUAUGCAGUGUUAUUGCACUGUUCUGAAAUUGAAGUUUAAUAUUCAUCCUGAUGCAUUAAUGACAUUUUAUUAUAAUGCAUUUUUUUCCCAAGCUGUUUUGUUCUUUUCUCAGUUUUAAAAUGUUUGAAGCACAGUGUCAAUGGAAACCUGCUGAACACUUUUCAACCAGGUUCCUGAGCUGUGUGUAUUUGCACAACACAUGAUGUACAGUAUGGGUGUACAGUAUUCUUUCACUAGCAGUCAUUCAGAUUGGACCAGGCAUGUAUCCGAAGUGAUAAUGCGUUUUUUUAUUCAGGUUCAUGUUGUAGUCAGGUGGCAAUACAAUGCAUUUCCUUUGGAGGAUACUCCCGUAGUUCAUUGUCCAUGUUUUAUUUUAUUUUUGCCAGUGUGAAGUGUCAAAAUGCUACAGUAUUGUUGGACGAACUGAGGGAUGCUAACUUGAAUCUCAGAAGUACGGUUGUUUUGGUUCUUUUUUAAGCUUUAGAUUAAAGUGACUAAUUCAUGUUGAUUUUUGCAUUUUCAUUUACUCUGCUCCUAAUCACUUUGUGUAUCUAAAUGGACAAACCUUUAUAGUGUUUGAAGUCCUAUGGCUGUCUCUAAUGAAAUACAUUGUUUUCCUGCUCAUGCUGAAAUAAAGGGGAUUCAUUUGGA
This is a messenger RNA of Eleginops maclovinus (Patagonian blennie), 3075 nucleotides long. RefSeq names its product heme oxygenase 2b (gene hmox2b). NCBI's taxonomy places the organism in Eukaryota, Metazoa, Chordata, Actinopteri, Perciformes, Eleginopidae. Gene Ontology annotation, molecular function: heme binding; heme oxygenase (decyclizing) activity. Bases 233 to 1171 code for a protein of 312 amino acids. The record is from RefSeq and is a predicted model, not a curated record. Gene Ontology annotation, biological process: heme oxidation; response to oxidative stress; heme catabolic process. The transcript has 6 exons.